AUGGCCCUGGGGAUGAGGCCAGUACUGCUACUGACCCUUGGCCUGGGUCUGAUCAGUACCCGGAAGACUCUGGAAGAGGUACCUGUGCAGCAAGGCUUUGAUGCCCAGAGGGUGCAGGGACGUUGGCUGACCCUCCAGCUGGCCUCUACCAGCUCCAGCCUGGUGUCCCCCGAUGACCCCCUGCGGCUGGCCCUGCAUUCUAUACGGAUGACAGCCAGUGGGGCCCUGCAGCUGAUACUCUUCUGGAUGGGAGAGGGGGUGUGUCAGGACCUGAAUAUCACUGUCCACCCAACGGGACUGUACGGCCAAUACCAAGGGUUCUUUGAAGCUGGUGGCAGCGUGCUGGUCCAAGUUGUGGGCACCAACUACCACAGCCUGAUCCUCUACGUGCAGGUGGAACAGGACGCCGAGACCAACAGCCUGUGGGCACUGCUGGGGAGAACAGAGAAGGUGGAACCCCAGUGGCUGGGCGAGUACCUGGACUACGUCCGGACCUUCCACCUAAAGAAAGCCCCUGUCUUCAACCUGGACGGUGGCUGCCCCCCACUGGAAGCCCAGGCCAGUGCCUGA
Molecule: messenger RNA, 570 nt
Organism: Elephantulus edwardii (Cape elephant shrew)
Lineage: Eukaryota; Metazoa; Chordata; Mammalia; Macroscelidea; Macroscelididae
Product: beta-lactoglobulin-like
Exons: 6
Coding region: 1-570 (189 amino acids)
Molecular function (GO): small molecule binding
Source: RefSeq, a predicted model, not a curated record